GGGGAAAUGAAAUCCCUAAUUUUGUGUGGGAUUUGGGAAAUUUCCGAGGAGCGAGAAAAAUGAAGAAGGAAGAAACGGUGAAGCUAAUAAGCGCGGAGGGGUUCGAGUUCGUCGUCAGCAAGGAAGCGGCCAUGGUCUCUCAGACUAUCCGCAACAUGCUCACCUCUCCAGGGGGGUUUGCGGAGGCGCAGCACGGAGAGGUGACGUUUCCUGAGAUAACGGCGCCGAUUUUGGAGAAGAUUUGUCAGUAUUUCUAUUGGUCCUUGCAAUUCGCCAGUGGAAAGGAGACGGAGUUUCAUAUUGAACCUGAAUUAACUUUGGAGUUGAUGAUGGCUGCUAACUAUCUCCACACAUAGAAAGAGAUUUGCAUGUCCCAAUUGCUUUAGGCCAUUCACUUAUAUCCUUGCUUGUAUAUUUUGCCUCUAUAUGUGUUGUGUACUUAUGAUCAAGCGAUUAGUCAAUUGUUCUUUGUAGAACGAUGUCAUUUAUCAGGGUGACCUAGCAAGGUCUAUUGAUUAUGCCUGUGCGCAGUUUGACGGCUUUGUAACUUGUAUUUGCGCCAUGUUCCUUGUCUGCUUCUAUUAGUUUGAUUUGUUUACUGUGAUGUCAAUGUUAAUGCGUCAUGCAGGCAUUUGAACUUC
Messenger RNA from Asparagus officinalis (garden asparagus), 641 nucleotides. Its product is annotated as elongin-C. Gene Ontology annotation, molecular function: protein-macromolecule adaptor activity. The transcript is spliced from 3 exons. Gene Ontology annotation, cellular component: elongin complex. NCBI's taxonomy places the organism in Eukaryota, Viridiplantae, Streptophyta, Magnoliopsida, Asparagales, Asparagaceae. The record is from RefSeq and is a predicted model, not a curated record. Gene Ontology annotation, biological process: ubiquitin-dependent protein catabolic process. Bases 60 to 356 code for a protein of 98 amino acids.